AUGGUUCACAUAACAGCCUUUCCCUCCCCCACUCCCUCCCCCACUCCCUCCCCCACUCCCUCCCCCACUCCCUCCCCCACUCCCUCCCCCACUCCCUCCCCCACUCCCUCCCCCACUCCCUCCCCCACUCCCUCCCCCACUCCCUCUCAUCGCAGUGAGGUGCUGGACAGUGGGGCUCGGGGCUGUGUGCCCCACAGGAGCCGGGCAGUCCUGUGUUGUCAAGCAGUGCCUCUCCUCCCAGUUCUGCUUCCAGUGCAGCGAGCAAUGAAAUUCCCUCACAGAACAGCCAUUCCCUCCCCCACUCCCUCCCCCAGUCCCUCCCCCACUCCUUCCCCCACUCCCUCCCCCACUCCCUCUCAUCGCAGUGAGGUGCUGGACAGUGGGGCUCGGGGCUGUGUGCCCCACAGGAGCCGGGCAGUCCUGUGUUGUCAAGCAGAGCCUCUCCUCCCAGUUCUGCUUCCAGUGCAGCGAGCAAUGAAAUUCCCUCACAGAACAGCCAUUCCCUCCCCCACUCCCUCCCCCACUCCCUCCCCCACUCCUUCCCCCACUCCCUCCGCCACUCCCUCUCAUCGCAGUGAGGUGCUGGACAUGAGGUGCUGGACAGUGGGGUCGUAUGCCCCACAGGAGCCGGACAGUCCUGUGUGGUCAAGCAGAGCCCGUCCUCCCAGUUCUGCUACCAGUGCAGCGAAUUCUGCCCCUCCUGCAUCCCCAUCCCUGACCCCCCCCUUCCCCCACUCCCACCCCCACUCCCUCCCCCACUCCCACCCCCACUCCCACCCCGAAUCCCCCCCACUCCCUCCCCCACUGCCUCCCCCACUCCCACCCCCACUCCCUCCCCCACUCCCUCCCCCACUCCCUCACCACAGUGAGGUGCUGGACAGUGGGGUCGUAUGCCCCACAGGAGCCGGACAGUCCUGUGUGGUCAAGCAGAGCCCGUCCUCCCAGUUCUGCUACCAGUGCAGCGAAUUCUGCCCCUCCUGCAUCCCCAUCGCGGAGCCCACCCCUCCCUCUCCUCCUCCUGCUCCUCCUCCUCCUCCCUCCUCCGGCCUGUCUGUGGGAGCUAUUGUUGGGAUUGCUCUGGGAGGUGUCCUAGCUGCUGCUCUCCUCGCUGGCGGCGUGUGGCUUAUCUACAAACGCAAGUCCACUGCAGAUUCUGCUCAUGGAGAUGGAGGAGAUGGCAUCAAAGAGCCAUCGGCUCAGUUGUUUUAUUUUUCUUCAUUUCCGUUCCCCCUGCAGGUGGAGGAGAUGGCAUCAAAGAGCCAUCCACACUUGGUGCGGCUGCUGGGGUACUGUGUGGACAUGGAUACAACCACGGAGCACUACGAACAGAUUGUCAUUUACGAGUUCUGCACCAAUGGGGACCUCGAGAAGUAUCUAAGUGGAGGGGUUGGAGGCAUCAAGCCCGCCAACAUGCUGCUCGAUGCCCGCAUGCAGGUGUGGGGAGGAGGAAGGGUAAUUGGGGGGGGGGAGAGGAGGAGUGCGAUGGAGUGCGGUUGGGGAGCCAACAUGCUGCUCGAUGCGCGCAUGCAGGUGGGGGGAGGAGUAAGGGAAAAGGGAAGGGGAUGUGAUGGUUGA
Molecule: messenger RNA, 1575 nt
Organism: Closterium sp. Naga37s-1
Lineage: Eukaryota; Viridiplantae; Streptophyta; Zygnematophyceae; Desmidiales; Closteriaceae
Source: the annotation of a GenBank genome assembly